This is a messenger RNA of Mercenaria mercenaria, 2019 nucleotides long. RefSeq lists its product as uncharacterized. The transcript has a single exon. NCBI's taxonomy places the organism in Eukaryota, Metazoa, Mollusca, Bivalvia, Venerida, Veneridae. The coding region runs from base 43 to 1761 and encodes 572 amino acids. The record is from RefSeq and is a predicted model, not a curated record.
GAAUUUCGCAGUUUUACGACUUGAUUUGUUGUUGGUAGCAAGAUGUGUAGAAUACUCUAUAUUUUGAUUGUACUAUAUUGUCAUUUGCCGCACUUUUACGUUACGUUACAAUCAUCGUCAGAAAAAGAAUCUAUUCAUGAACUUAUUUUUGAUGAAAUAGGUGCUAUUAAACGGAAAGUAUGGGUAGAUAUGACGGCUCAAAUUCGAGAUCUGGAUGGAAAAAUUGCUGGAUUAACAUCAGCGGGAAAGACAUGUGAGUGCAAAUCGUUUGGGAAAAACAAUGUCUCGGAUCAAGACAACCUCGUGACGUAUCAAGAUUAUGUCCGGCUAUUGAAAGGGUUCAAUGAAGAAAAGUUUAUUACUAAGGCUAUGGAACAUAGACUUCAAGAUGCUCUUUUAAAAAUUUCAGAACUAGAACAUGAACUCGGUAUAUAUAAACAGGAAACUGACAGUCUAAAGGUAGAGUUUGAUACGUUUUCAAACGAACUCAGAAAAACAGCAAACGGUCUGAGUAAUAUUCAUUCUUCUGUCAUUGACUUACAGUCUGCAGACGACGAACUCAGAAAGGGUAUAGAUUCGGUUAAUGGUACAUGUUUUGAUUUCCAUAACUUCAACACUGGCUUCCUUGGACCUUCAUUUGUAAGUGAAUGGAUGUUUAUGCGGGCUCAUGACCAGGAAAAUGUUCAGCGCGUUGUGCAACAUGGAUUAGGGGUAUUGCCGUUUAAAGUAGAAGUUCAAAUUCGACCAACAACAGGACCUAAUGCAGGCUGGGUAUUUCACGGAGAUUCAGCCUUCCAAAGCGAUGAUGACUAUGGGGAAGUAUACGGGGGCAUUGUUUAUUUAUAUAACGAAACACAUGUCAUUCUUGUUGCACCAACUAAAAGUAACAAUCAAGAUGCAGGUGUUGUUGUAAACACCGGCAGCGCCAAUUUCCGUCGUAUUGGAAAUAAUCACCAAACAGCCACUGAAGCCUACGUGCGCGUUAAAGUUUGGGCUCCUUCAGACUUUCCAAAGCCAGAUUUUAAAACAGAUUGGUUACCGCUAGAUGUAGCAAACAGUUCUUUAUCAUACUAUGAACUGAAACACGGGUUAUCCGGAUACCCUCGGUUUAUCAAUGUACAAAUCCGCUGUCAUGCUGCAGAUUAUAGCGUGGUUUCUGAAGGUCUUGGCGCCACCAUGAUGCACCGGAAGAAUUCAAACGCAGGGGGUGUUGUUUAUGCCUUUAGUGACAAGGAUGUUCGUCUUUGGACGGGAUAUUUGGAGUCAACAUCAGAUAAUGGACAUUACAGGCUAAUAGGGUAUAGCGAUGGCUGGGGUUCUCUUCCAAUAAAAGGUGUUAAUAUACUCAAAGGCGAAUUCAGAAUCCUUUCAUGGAACCGUAGCGCACCAACGCACUAUGAUUUUGACACUGAGGUAAAAACCGAACGGAAUGCAUAUUUCUCGGAAUGGUCUGCCUAUGAAAACAUUUCUUUUGAUAGGGACUUACUGUCAUUCUAUGUCGAGGCAAUUGAUGGAGUUAACAAGGGAUACCGUUUCAGAGGCUACGGUAAUUCACAGUCUAUUGAUUCACCGUUCGGCGGAGCUGUGUAUGCAUUUAAUUCUGGAGGAGAUUUUAGAAUCUGGCGUCCAAAUGCCACUACUGGUGGGUACCUAAUACAUGUUCAUUCACCAUAUGGAAACGGGAAACACGUUCAAGCUUCAACAAACGGACAGUACGUGAGCACAUUGAUCAGGAAGUCAAAUCAAGUGUCUAAACGGUGAAAGGUUUAAGCUCGUUUAUACGGCGAACUUGCAUGCUCUUUGAAAUAAAUCAAGGAACGAACGGUAUACAUCGAUCAAUUUUGGAUUUGUUCGGGACAGUCAAUGAUGCGACAUACUACUGUCUCCUUUUCACGGUACAUGAUACUGGUAAAGGACGUACGGCUUAUGCGAUCACAAAAGCACAAAUGUCGACAACAAAUGGGAUAAUAAUUUGAUACAAAAGAAACGAAGCAGAGAAAUAAAGGAAGACCUAUUCAA